This is a messenger RNA of Diutina rugosa, 825 nucleotides long. It is a transcript of the gene RPP1, whose product is annotated as RNA-binding RNA processing protein. Lineage: Eukaryota; Fungi; Ascomycota; Pichiomycetes; Serinales; Debaryomycetaceae. Gene Ontology annotation, biological process: tRNA processing. Gene Ontology annotation, cellular component: nucleolar ribonuclease P complex. The record is from RefSeq and is a predicted model, not a curated record. The transcript has a single exon. Gene Ontology annotation, molecular function: RNA binding. The coding region runs from base 1 to 825 and encodes 274 amino acids.
AUGCUUUGCGACCUCAACGUCCCGUGGCCCGGCGACUUCACCCGCAAACCGAGUGCCGACGAGUUCCGACGGCUUCGCCAGGUGGUGAUUACCCUCAGUCAUCUCGGCUAUACUCAUAUCGCUUUUAAUCUCACCGUCCCUGGCGAUUCCAAAAUCACGCUGCCUCAACCCAUCGAUGUCUCCAUCGUUAAAGACAUCCCCAUAAAAGUGUUCACUCGAAUCACGUUGAUGGUACUGGAUCCAGCUCAGUGCCACCUGAUUGCUAAGCUUAAUAACCAGUUUGACCUCAUCAGCAUCCAGCCAGAGUCAGAGAAAGCCCUCAUCUUCGCUGCCGGGCUCGACAUCGACAUCAUCACCUUCGCCCUGGGGGUGAAGUUGCCUUACUAUUUGAAACACAAGACGGUGUGUGGUGCCACCGACAAAGGGAUCAAGUUUGAGUUGCCGUACGCGGCGAUGGUGAUGGGGUACGAGCCGCUUGUGCUGACGCCGGUGGGGCUGCCACGGACGAAUUUCUUCUACAACGCCCACCAGUUGAUCCGGCUGCUGCGGUCUCGGGGGCUUAUUGCCUCGCUGGGAGCCCAGGCGCUGAGCCAGUGCCGUAGUGGCCACGACAUUACCGUAUUGCUUAAGACGUUAGGGUUGGACUCUGCUCGCGCCAAAGCCACGGUAUCAGAUAAUCCUGAACGGGCGUUGUUGCGGGGCCGGUUGCGGAUCAAACUGUAUAAGCAGACGGUCGAACCCGUCGACCGAGAUCGCAAACGGGGCGGCGACACCGAUGCCGUCAGACUACUAAAGCGAGCCAAGCUAGGCGCAAAGCAAUCAUAG